CACAUCUAUAAAACCGACAUUGCACUGGACAGAGCAGCGAAGCCAGUGAAUCGCAGAUCGUUGACGUACAGCAGCAGAAGCGGAAGGUACUAUCAGAAACCUCCACCAAUGAGCAUCGCUGCACCGGAUAGACAAUCCGCCGGGUCGUCGCUAGCUAGGAUAGCCAUCGACCGAGGUGGAACCUUCACCGAUGCGAUAUGUUCCAGACCAGGCGAAGAGGAUAUUGUCAUCAAGCUGCUCUCGGUCGAUCCUCAAAAUUACAAAGAUGCUCCGACAGAAGCGAUCCGACGCAUAUUGUCCCUCCUGGAUCCCGAAUCGAAGCCAAUACCGAAGGAUCAGCCAUUAUCCCUUGAUCGCGUGGAAUCCAUUCGGAUGGGCACAACGGUAUCGACCAAUGCAUUGCUUGAGCGAAAAGGAGAAAAAUGUGCGCUCAUCACGAGUAAAGGUUGGGGAGACGUCUUGUUAAUAGGGAUGCAGGCACGACCGGAUAUCUUUGACUUGAGUGUUCGUAAGCUCUCAUUCCUGUACGACGAAGUCGUCGAGAUCGAUGAACGUAUAACGCCAUAUCAAUCCCUCGUUUCACCCAAAAUCUCCCUUCCAGAGCACGAUGACUCUGUCAUCACACAAACGACGACUGGCGAGCCUAUCCGUAUCCUCCGCCGUCCAGACCGGGAGACUGUGUCUCGUCAGCUGGACGAGUUGAAAGCGAAAGGAAUCAACAGCAUAGCCGUGGCAUUUGUGCACUCGUACUUGUGGAGCGAUCACGAAGAUAUGGUAGCGUCUCUAGCCAAGGAAAAGGGAUUCGCGGUCAGCGUCAGCAGUGAAUUACAGCCAAUGAUCAAGCUCGUCGCUCGGGCGAACUCUUCCAUUGCGGACUCUUAUCUUACCCCAGUGACUCGACGAUAUAUAGAGAGCUUUGGAGCAGGGUUCGAAGGAGGUAUCGAGGCAUUUGGCUCAAAAUUGCUGUUCAUGCAAUCGGAUGGAGGCUUAUGUAAAUGGAACAACUUCUCAGGUCUCAGGGCAAUCCUCAGUGGUCCUGCUGGCGGAGUUGUGGGAUAUUCCAAGACGUGCUACGAUCCUCAGCGCGGUAGUCCACUUAUCGCAGUAGACAUGGGAGGAACAAGUACGGACGUAUCGAGGUAUGCUGGCAAGCUGGAGCACGUCUUUGAGACUACGACAGCGGAAGUCAUCAUUCAGGCGCCACAACUGGAUAUCAAUACUGUCGCUGCGGGUGGUGGGAGCCGGCUCUUCUACCGUCACGGCAUGUUCGUCGUAGGACCAGAGUCUGCCACUGCUCACCCUGGGCCUGCGUGUUAUCGAAAAGGGGGACCGUUGGCAGUCACUGACGCGAAUCUGAUACUAGGUAGACUACUGCCGGAGCAUUUCCCGAAGAUCUUCGGUCCCAACGAGAAUGAAGGUCUCGACAUUCAAGCGAGCAAGACACUGUUUGAGGAAAUGACGACCGAAAUCAAUGAGGGCAAGGCAGAACAGCUCAGUAUUGAGCAAGUGGCGGCUGGUUUCCUGAGAAUCGCGAACGAGGCCAUGUGCCGACCGAUCAGAACACUGACCGAAGCUCGCGGGUUCGAAUGCUCGUCGCAUCACUUGGUCAUGUUUGGAGGCGCUGGGGGGCAACACGCCUGCAGCAUCGCCAAUACACUCGGGAUCAAGCGAAUCAUUGUCCCUCGAUUAUCCUCUCUACUGUCAGCGUACGGUAUGGCGUUGGCCGACGUUGUUCGCGAAGCGACGGAACCGGCUGCCUUUACAGUCACAAACAACAGGGACAAUAAAGAGAUCUCGCGUCGGAUGAAACUGCUGGUGCAAAAAGCUGAGAAAGACCUUGAGGGACAAGGCUUCCCAAAGGAUAGAAUCAGAUCCGAGACGUACCUCAAUUGCCGUUACAGCGGAACGUCGACCCAAUUGAUGAUCGAGUCUCCAAAAGAUGGGAACUACGAAUCGAGAUUCUUUGAAGAACACAAGAGAGAGUUUGGGUUCAAUCUUGAAAAGAGAGACAUCCUGGUGGACGAUCUACGGGUGAGGGCAGUUGGAAAGAGUAUAGGCGCAGAGACGAGAAGUCCGUACGAGGAUUUUGAAAACUGCGAGAAGAAGGAGUUUGGAGGGGAAGUGGAGCAGAAACAAGUUUACUUUGAUUCGAGUGGAUGGGUCGAUACGGCCGUGGUUCCGCUUUCAAAGCUCAGUCCUGGAGAUCAAGUCAGGGGUCCCGCUGUCAUCUUUGACAAGACACAGACCAUCCUCGUCGAGCCAUCUCAUUUGGCUACAUCUCUUCCUGAACACGUAGUCAUCGAUCUCGUUGAGGAGAAAGCGGCGCAGCACAAAACGGAUACGAGCGACUACGAUUAUGUGGAUCCCGUCCAGCUGUCAGUCUAUGGUCAUCGUCUGAUGGGCAUAGCGGAGCAGAUGGGCGACAUUCUGAGAAAGAUCUCCAUCUCCUUAAACAUCAAAGAACGGCUCGACUACUCUUGCGCCAUUUUCGCCGCGGAUGGAGGCCUUGUUGCGAACGCGCCUCAUAUCCCUGUCCAUCUCGGUGCCAUGUCCCACGCUGUUCGGUAUCAAGCGCAAAUUUUGGGCCACGAAUUAGAAGAAGGCGAUGUCUUGCUUUCGAAUCAUCCCGCGGCGGGCGGAUCGCACCUACCGGAUUUGACGGUCAUCAUGCCUGCUUUCCAUGAUGGCAGGAUCAUUUUCUGGACAGCUGCAAGGGCCCAUCACGCAGACAUUGGAGGUAUUCGACCUGGUUCCAUGCCUCCCUUCUCCAAAGAGCUCUGGGAAGAGGGGGCUCAAGUCAAGUCCUUCAAGUUGGUCAAAAGGGGUCAAUUCGACGAAAAGGGGGUCAUCAAGAUUCUAUCGGAGGAUCCUGCCCAGUAUCCCGGUUGUUCGGGAACGCGGACCUUAUCAGACAAUCUUUCCGAUCUCCACGCCCAGGUCGCUGCUUGCCACCGUGGAGUCGUACUCAUCAACACGCUUGUCAAUGAGCAAUCCUUCAAAGUCGUCGACUUUUACAUGCACGCCAUCAUGCUCACGGCUGAGCGGGCGGUCAGAGACCUUCUGCGACAUAUACAUAAGAAGUUUGGAGGCGAAAGCCUGCAAGCUGUCGAUUGGCUAGACGACGGAACGCAAUUAGCGCUCAAAUUGGAUAUAGAUCCCGCAAGUGGAGAUGCCGUGUUUGACUUUACAGGCACAUCACCGCAAAUUCAUGGCAACUUCAACACACCUACGGCUGUUGUCUACUCUGCCAUCAUCUACGUUCUACGUUCCCUCAUCGUUUCUGAUCUUCCGCUCAAUCAAGGAUGCUUGGCACCUAUCAAGCUCGUCGUGCCUCCCGACUCGCUCCUCGCACCUACAGACGAAGUGGCUGUGUGUGCCGGAAAUACAGAGGCAUCACAACGCGUUACGGACGUCAUUUUUAAGGCUUUCCAGGCUUGUGCAGCGUCACAAGGAGGGUGUAACAAUUUGACGUUCGGAAUCGGUCCAAGGGAGGUUGGCGGGAAGACUGUACCGGGCUUCGGGUACUACGAGACGAUCGCCGGCGGAUCCGGAGCUGGACCGGACUGGGACGGUCAGCACUGCGUGCACUGUCACAUGACCAAUACCGCCAUCGGAGACGUGGAGAUGACUGAACGUGUGUAUCCCGUCGUCAUUCACCGAUUCUCUCGCAGACCGAAUACCGGGGGUAAUGGGCGUCACAAGGGUGGAGACGGUUGUAUCCGAGAUAUCGAGUUUACUGAAGAUCUCGACGUGGCGAUCUUAUCUCAGCGCCGGGUCAUCCCGCCGUACGGCAUGGCAGGAGGAGAACCAGGAACCAUUGGAAUCAACACAUGGCUGAAGGGAACGAAGGAUGGCAAGCAUACGAUUAUUAAUCUUGGUGGGAGUAAUCAAACAAAAAUGAAGAAGGGGGAUCAUAUCAUCAUCAAUACACCUGGUGGAGGGGGCUACGGAGUUCCGGGCACGAUUGACGAGAGGCUUGAUGAUGAGGUGUAUAAGCGAUCUAUCGUUGCUCCUGUCCGCGCAAGUGGAUCACUGGCGGCGUUCAAGGCGGCUCAGAUGAGUGCAGUGUAAUAACAAAGUGGAGGCUGGUGGUGCCACAGCAAGCCGGCAAGCCGGGGAGGGAGUCUGCACCGAGUGCUUGCGCAACCCUAUGAUCACGCAGUCCGAUGGCAAUAGCACUGUGAAGCCCUUGUAGCUGCUUCCAGCGCAUGCAUGCAUGCAUCCUUUCGUACCGAG
Kockovaella imperatae is the source of this 4236-nucleotide messenger RNA. RefSeq names its product Hydantoinase B/oxoprolinase-domain-containing protein. Gene Ontology annotation, cellular component: cytosol. Bases 109 to 4071 code for a protein of 1320 amino acids. The record is from RefSeq and is a predicted model, not a curated record. The transcript is spliced from 24 exons. Gene Ontology annotation, biological process: glutathione metabolic process. Lineage: Eukaryota; Fungi; Basidiomycota; Tremellomycetes; Tremellales; Cuniculitremaceae. Gene Ontology annotation, molecular function: 5-oxoprolinase (ATP-hydrolyzing) activity.